GCAGUUCAUUUGGGCGCACUACGGGGGCCGAAAAGGGAAGAAAUGUGGGCGAGGGCGGUGUGGCUGGCUCUUCGGGUCCCGCUGGGCGGGCGCCGGGGCUUCACCUGCCAGGCGGAUUCUCAGGGAAGCGGGCGGAUCACGGCCUACGUGAUUGAGCACCUGGAACGUCUAGCGCUGGUGGACUUCGGCAGCCGCGAGGCGGUGGUGCGGCUGGAGAAAGCCGUCGCCUUCGCUGACCGGCUCCGCGCUGUGGACACUGACGGGGUAGAGCCCAUGGAGUCGGUACUGGAGGACAGUUGGAUACAAUGCCUUCAUUUAUUUCUAUGUGGUGCAGAGGAUCAAACCCAGGGUCUUGCAUGCGCUAGAUGUCUGUACUUGAGAUCCGACAACAUAGCAGAAGGCAACUGUGCUGAAGAACUACUGCAAAACUCCCAUCAUGUGGUGGAAGAGUAUUUUGUGGCCCCCCCAGGUAAUAUCUCUUUGCCACAGCUGGGUGAACAACUGCCCUUCCCAACAGACUCGAGUAGUCAUUCUGGAAAGGGGAUACCCCAUGAGCAUGUGGAAGAGCAAUGAUGGUAUUUUGUUACUGUGAACCCUAUCGUUCCCACUUUUUUAAUCACCUGAAAAAAAUGGAUGUUUAAGCAUUUCUUAGUAUCUGACUCUUCUGAAGACAGAACUGGAAAAAAUCUGGCCAAAACAAGGCACUGAAUUCCUGAUGGUAAAGAACAAGUCAGCUUCCAAGGAAAUCAAUCUUGUACUUGCUUGCAGACCUGUUCAGUAUGGAAAACAUUAUUUCCUCCUAAAAAACUGUCUACCAAACUAUAUAAGUGAACUUGUAUAUAUAUAUAUAUAUAUAUAUAUAUAUAAAAACUCUGGUAGAAUAUUAAUAAAAAUCUGAUAGACAGUAUCUGA
This is a messenger RNA of Marmota monax (woodchuck), 912 nucleotides long. It is a transcript of the gene Gatc, whose product is annotated as glutamyl-tRNA amidotransferase subunit C. NCBI's taxonomy places the organism in Eukaryota, Metazoa, Chordata, Mammalia, Rodentia, Sciuridae. Gene Ontology annotation, molecular function: glutaminyl-tRNA synthase (glutamine-hydrolyzing) activity. The record is from RefSeq and is a predicted model, not a curated record. Bases 43 to 573 code for a protein of 176 amino acids. The transcript has 5 exons. Gene Ontology annotation, biological process: regulation of translational fidelity; mitochondrial translation; glutaminyl-tRNAGln biosynthesis via transamidation. Gene Ontology annotation, cellular component: mitochondrion; glutamyl-tRNA(Gln) amidotransferase complex.